Molecule: messenger RNA, 633 nt
Organism: Ornithodoros turicata
Lineage: Eukaryota; Metazoa; Arthropoda; Arachnida; Ixodida; Argasidae
Exons: 1
Coding region: 1-633 (210 amino acids)
Source: RefSeq, a predicted model, not a curated record
AUGGAACCUCUCCCGCCGCAAACUGUCCCCGCUGCUGGCACACCGCUGCCCGCAACUUCGACAGCGGACCCGGCCAUUUCGGCCGCGGCCCCGCCACAGCUGCGACUUCCCCCUUUUUGGCGACAGAACCCUCGGUCGUGGUUCCGGCAAGUGGAGGCACAAUUUGCGCUUCGGCACAUACAGAGCCAACAGUCGAAGUACUCCCGCGUCCUUGCAGGCCUUCCUCCGGAAAUUGCGGCCGAGCUGGAUGAUGUCCUCGCCACAGUCUCGCUUACUGAGGCCUACGACGUUCUUAAGAGCGCCAUUUUGGAUCGCCUGGAAGUUUCUGAACGUGCCCGGUUUCAGCAGCUACUUUCUGAAGAAGACCAUGGUGACCGUAAGCCAUCACAGUUGCUGCACCGAAUGAAGCAGCUGCUCGGAGCAGCCAGUCAGAGCCAGCAGCCGCUCUUGCGGGAAUUACUGCUUCAGCGUUUGCCGCAGGCAAUGCGCAUGGUUCUGGCAGGAUCCGAAGACCUCAGCCUUGACAAGCUUGCUGCCUUGGCAGAUCGGAUCGCAGACUAUUCUGCGCCUGGGCAUCCGCCGGUGGUGGCAGCGGCAACACCAGCUCAGCCUUCACGCUUAGAUCACAGCUAA